AAAAAAAAAAAGAUUGAAACUAAACUUCUAGAUGCAUAUAAAAAUAAAAAAUGCAAAAUUAUAAUUAUAUUUUCAAGUCGUUUUACAAAUUUCGUCCCUUCUUAGCGCAGCAGCUCAAAGUGAAAAAUAUAUAUAUGUAUGUAUGUACAUACAAGUGGAAGCGUUGAGAUAUUUUUGAUGGAAUACGUUGUAGAAAUUCACACGAAACGUUUAAAUAUAGCGAUGAUAGCGCUGGCUGAGGCAAAAUCAUUGGUCAUUUAGUAUAAUUGAAUAAUGCAAUAAGAACAGCGCUGCAGAUAUUGCAAGUUUACGUAUUAUUUCUAAAUGCAACUUUGCAAAGCGAUUCAAAUUAAUGAGCCAUCAAUUUUGCAUAUAUUUCAAGCGAGUAGUGAAAUCGGAGGGACGAGCGGAGCGAAUGACGAACAACAACGCAGAAAAGCAAAUCGUAAAAAUCUAAGAAAUUAAUCAGAUAGACACAAGGGAAAGUGGCGGCAUAGAGCAGCAACGAAUUCAAUUUUCGAACACUUAGUGCCGUUUCAGACAGGGAUGCAAAAGAGUCUGACGUUUUUCAAAUUUUCUUUUGGUGUCGCUCUGGGCAUUCACACGGUCAAAAAGAGUCCAGCAACUCGAGUCUAGUUUUUCUGCAUUCCUUUUCACAAAAUGUUCGUAAAUAUUUGUGCGGUUCGACUGCGCAACACCGCGCAACACUGCGUGCUGCGUAUUUCAUUUGUAUGUUGAGAUGAUGGUCACACAUUUUGCUUGCAAUGAAUUACCAUGAAUAUGGUAGAACAAUAUGCAUAGUACAAGUACCUACCCGCUAAAUAGUUUCAAAAAAAUACUAAAGACGGGAAUUCCCUAAUCCACAAGAAUGUAUUGAAUAUCCGCAACUAAUAUUUUCAAGGCCAAAUUUAUAAUAGCAAUUUCCUAAUCUUUAAGUAUUAAAAACUCAUAAUUUCUUUACUCCAUAAUCUAUAUCUUAAUUUUCUCCUUAUUUACAAUUUGUCAUAAUAUUUCUAUUAUUCUAUGCAUACGUAUUUGCAUAUUACAUACAAAAAUAGAUAACAGAACUCAAAUUUGCGAUCGAAUUCAUUUGAAACCGAGCGCUCUUGCAACCAUUCAAAGAAUUUGAAAGUGAAAAGGAAUGCUGAAAAGGGUAGCAGCGAGCUGUUACGAACAAGAACACAAAGCGUGCCACCCGAACACGAGUGGCACGGUCCCUUCGUCUUUCCUCGUCAUCCCCUCACCCACAAUAAACUGGUAUGAGACUCUUUUGCGUCCCAAUGUGAAACGGCACUUAGAGAAAGCCAACAAAGCGAAAUAAACAAUUCGCUUUCGCAGCAUUUUCACAAUCUAGCCUGUUUUUUUUUUGUUUUUUUUUUGCUUUUGGUUUUCAUCAGCAACGCCCCCACAUGGUCUUAUUUUUAUACAAAUUCAAGAAAUAACAACAAUAACGGAAUAUAAUUAAAAGCUGCUUGGUCCAUCUCUUUGUGGCUACAUUCUUAUAAAUUUACAAAUAAUAUGUAAAUACAUUUGAGGAUACAAAUACAAACUUAUGUUUAUACAUGCAUAUGUAUAGUAUGUUUAAAUAUAUGAAAUGUGUGUAUGUGUGUUUAUCAGAAGAGAAGAAAGUGCAAAAGCAAGCGAUUGAGAUCAACAAAAAGCAAGAAUAUUUUCACAAAAGCGCAAAAUCAUAUUCGUGAGGCAAAAGGCGAAAGCGAAUUGAGAGAGAAACGUAAAUGGAAACAGAAAUAGAAGUUCCUUAAAAUUCAGCAAUUGAAGAAAUGCGUGAAAAUGUGUGGAAAAUAUUGGAAAACUGGCAAAGCAGAUACAACAACCACAAUUAGCAUGGCCGUGUACAACAACAACAACUGAAUAUUUGGCCUUUGCUAAAAGGCCCACAGGCAGGGCAACGAGUGGCGCGCGAUGAUGGCCACUGCUGAAGUGCAAAGUAAACCUUUUCAACGUUUUGAAGCUUCUGCUGACUUUUCUCUACAGUUUUGGCGGAAAAUGUUGGCCAUUUAAUCAAAUUAUAAAUAUUUAUAUGUAUAUUCAAAUGUACGCGCAUAUAUAUGUACAUCGCAUAUCAUGUACAUUUUCAGAUUUCAAUUAUUUUUUCGUGUAUGCUAUUUUUUGUUGUAUAUGCUUAUAUGUUUGUAUAUAUGUAAAUAUAUUUACAGUUAAUUGUAUUGCCAGAAUGUGUUUGCUUGGAGAGAUAUUUGCCAACUGUAAGGAAAUUCAAACAUCCUUGUCAACCGAAAUGAAUUGCUCGGACUGAAGGCCAAAGAAUAAUAACAUAAACAGCUCACGGCAUAAUGGCAACAACAUUCAUCCAUCUGUAAUUUAUUUUUUUUCACUUUAGUUUAUUUUUUUUUUUUAUGAUUAUAUUAAAAGUGACGAUGACUUUCGACUGAGCGCUCAAUAAUAUUGGUCAGAUUGCGCCCAACCUUUCGAAUGGGCGAUUAUUCCGUUUCAUUAGCGUUACAUUAUUGAAAAUCGCUUUCUGCAGCCGUUACUCAUUGUUUAAAACUGCUGAAUCCACACGAAAAUGACGUCGCCUCUUCACAAAUAUUGUAUGCGAGCAAAACAAAUGUAGCAACGUCUAAGGUUCACAUAUAAAUGCCACAGCAGCCGCAUUGCCGCCAUAGCCCCUCACCUCACAUGCUAGCAUUGUUAGCCUAUUUUUAAAGAUGAAAAUCACCACCGCCAAUAGCAGCGGUGGCCGCGCUUUCCACACUCUGAAUUAUGUACUACAAGUUGCGCCGUAUUCCUGCUAGCCUAUAUAUUUUUGCGCUGCUUGGCAAAUGUAUUUUUGAAGUCCAACGAAAUACAAUUGUGGAUGGAUACACACAAGAACGAGCUAUUUUCUGAAACAAGUGAAAAUUCUCAAACAGCUGUUGCGUUUCGACGGGGCGAGUUCGCGUAAAAUUGGUCGUUUUAAAAUAAUUGUGCACAAAUCGAGAUAUUAACGAAUCAUCGAAUAAUUACGAAAAUUCUAAUAUAAUAAAAAUUAUUAUUAAUCGGACUGUGUGGAAUAAUUUACUUAAAAUUUAAUAAUUUGCUUUGAUUUGUUUGUAUAGUUUGUAGAGGUUAUAGUGAUUGAAGCGACACACAACGCGACUAACUAUUACGAUAUUAGUGAGAGACUUAACGGCAGUUUCGUCAUUAGUAUUGCCGUAAUUGUUUGAUAGUGAUGUUUUAGAGGCCUUACUCUAUUUUUAUCACUUUGAAAAUCUCAUAAGUUGGAAAACACGUGAAUCAGUUGAACGCCCGACACAAUGCCAUUCGUUGCGCCGAAGAGCGCUACCAGCAGUACUACUGGCCGCACCACUUUUCGGCCGCCAUGGGUGAAGGAGGAUUCGACUGCCAAUGCUAAGCCCUCGGUUCCGUGGGCAAAGAAGACAGCUGCCACAACAGGCGAUAAAGAUAAGGAAAAGGAGAAGGAGAAGGAGAAGGAAAAUGGUGAAAAGACGACCUCUACGUUGGCGGCCAAGAAGACUACGACACCAGUAAAAAAAGUAAAUGAAACAACAGCGGCUGGCAAAAAGACUGUCGAACCCGUAAAGAAAGCGACAGUGGAGCCGUUGAAAAAGAACGCAGAGCCAACGAAGAAAGUUAUUGAGCCAGUUAAACGUGUAGUAGAACCGACUAAGAAAGUAGUUGCACCCGUUAAGAAGGCGCCAGAGCCGCUCGUUGCCAAGAAACCAACAACCACUACGGCAACGAAAACAGCUGCUGCAGCAGUUAAGAAGAAGGAACCAACGCCAUCGUCAUCGGAAGAAGAGGAGACUGAAGAAGAGGAAGAAGAAGAGACUGAGGAAGAAGAGAGUGAGGAAGAAGAGGAGGAAAGCGAGGAGGAUGCGAAUGACAAAGAUGUGGAAGACCUUGAAGGACUGUCCGAUUUAGAAUUUUCCGAAAACGAGUUUACACAACCAUCCCUACGGUUAGGCGUGAAACUAAAGAAGACACCACAAGUUCAAAAAAAGGAAAAUGAAAGUGAGUUAACAAGACGCUUCUCAAUUGAAAAACCAAAAUUGCGACCAGUCAUGGUCAAGCGCGACAAGUCAAUGAAAAAAAUUGAAGGUGAUAGCGACGAUGAUGAAGACGAAAAUGAAGAAGAACGUGAACGUCAGUUACGUUUUAAAUUAGAGAAACCGAAAUUAAGACAUGUCAAACGCGAAGAAAAGCCCUUGCCAAGUAAGAGUACCGAGGAUAUUAUGAAAAUAAGACCUGUUUUGAAAAAGGUAUCCAAAAUCGACGAAAUACUCAAAGAGCCCAAAGAAGAGCCCAAACCCGAAUUCAAAACUAAACAGUUGCGUAAAGCACCUUCAAUCAAACGUGAGCCCAGCAUGAAAAACGUUCCCGCACCACCACCGCUGCCUUCCCUGGUGCCCAAAGCACCUCCACCACCGCCGCCACCAUUGGGCGCUCCUGGCGAGAAACGGAAUAUAAGUGAAACACAAAAGGCCGCCUUAGAAAAGCUUAAGACGCGACCGCGCAGGCGUCCAGACUGGUCAGAAAUGAUGAAGGAGGUGGAGUCUGGAAGGAAAUUGCGCCAUGUGGAAUGCAAUGACAGAUCUCAGCCGAUUCUUACAUGCAAGUCGAUGACGAAAGUGGAUAAUAAGUUUAUAUACGAAACUGAAAAAGAUAAUUCACACAAUAAAUUGCUUAAACAAAUUCAGGGUGGCAUUAAACUAAAGCCCACACAAACGAACGAUCGUAGUAAACCUUUCAUUGGCGGCUUGCGGAAGUUCCGUAAGCAGAUGACUAUAGAGGAACAAAUUCAGAAGUCUCAAUCAAAGAUUAACCUGUUAGCGGAGGCUGCUACCGCUGCUGUUGGUGCCGCUGUCAGUGCUUCUGGCACCAGCGAUCCAGCCGUGAUCACAAAUAGCAUUGUGGCCGCACUCUCGAUAGAUGAUCCUAGCGGUGAUGAACUCGACGACAUUGACAAAAUACGUGAUGACCUACAGAGUACGAAGCAAAUGUUGGCGCUCGAACUGCGCAAUCGCGAGGCACAGGAUCGUGAAAAUAAGAAAUUAAUUGCGCAAAUAGCUACACUAGAAGCCGAAUUGGAGCGCGAAAAAUCACGCGAAAAGAAUCUGGAAUAUGGUUCUCGUAUUAUUGUGGCGACCAUGGAUCCAACACCGGCCAGUGAGGAAGCAUACUUGAAUUCACUCAAGCAAGAAGCGGAUGAUGCUCGCAGAACAGCUAAGGAUUUAGAGAAAAAAUAUCUAGAUACAGGAGAGUUACUUGAUCAAGCUAAGAGUGAGAUUGAUGAACAAAAACGAACGAUACAGAUGCUGGAGCGCAAAUUAGCGCAGGCUUUGCAGGAUGAACAAACAACCAUGCCAUGCCCCAUAUGCGCUAAAAGACAACAAGCUAAAUAUUUUUAUUCAUACGAUGACCCUGAUGAUGUGAAAUCAUGCUUUGGCUUUGAUAAUUUUGCUAAUGGCUAUACUAACAUGGGAGGUGGCUCCUUGAAUGGAUCCCGACGUCCAAGUGACGUGCAUGGUGGUCGCGAUAGCUCUCCUGAGCUAGACUUAGAUAUGAGCGAGAGUGAUCCAGAUGAACCUGAGGAAAAGAAAUUAGAACGGCGCGAUCGUCGCCUGGCAAAGGAAGUGAAAGUGCUUCGAAGUAAACUAACAAAGGUAAAGGUUAAACGUGAAGCAGCUAAAAAGGAAAAAUUAGCACUGAAGCAAGCUAUGAAGAAAAAUCAUGCCAUACUCAAAGAGGAGAAUAAAAAGUUCAAAAAACUAGAGAAGGAAGUUCAAAAAAUGGCUGCUUCGAUGAAAGAGGAAGAGGAAGACGAGGAAGGCGAUGAAGAAAAGGAGGAAGAAGAAGAAGAUGAAGAAGAUGUAGAAGAGUCGGAAGAGGAAGAAGAGUCCGAAGAAUCAGAAUCAGAAGAGAGUGAAGCCGAAACUGAAAGCGAGUCCGAAGGCGAGGAUGCUAGCAAUGCCGAUAAGAAAAGUAAUCUGGAACCUCGACUAAAGAAACACGAAAGCCGUCUGCUAGCGAUGAAGAAAUGCAAUGUGCUAUUACAGGCCAAUGUGGACAAUUUACAGGAUGAAAUUACACAAAUACGUGCAAAGGCAGCGAAUUUACAAGCCGAAUUAGAUGCAGUAUUGGCCGAUUUGGGCUUCUAAACUAUCUCAGCAAUUCAUUUGGAUUGACAAGUGAAGAUACGCGUACAAGGAAUGCUAGAUGCAAUAUUCGUCGUCCUUUAUUAUUGUAUCGCGGUAUUUAUAGCCUUUAUUGCGAGUAACUAGAACAUUUUAUAAUAAAACUUACCUUAUGAAAUAAAUGUGAAUGCUUUGCACGUUUAAAAAA
Messenger RNA from Bactrocera oleae (olive fruit fly), 6324 nucleotides. NCBI's taxonomy places the organism in Eukaryota, Metazoa, Arthropoda, Insecta, Diptera, Tephritidae. The record is from RefSeq and is a predicted model, not a curated record.